GAGCGAGCUCAAUAGAGUGGAACAGAAAAGGGGGAGGAAAAAUAGAAGUGUCACGAUAAGAUACCAGAACGGAGGUGUUUAUUUAAGUGGUGUCAUGUCUCUGGCGCAUACUGACACCAUUCUGGACAAGCUGCUUGCUUUGGUGGGAGGCACAACGAUACCUCAGAGAAGCCUUAAGAGGAGUAAGAUAGGAGGGACCGAAAUAGCAGUUCUGAUAACUUUUGGUGACUGUGACCCAAGGAUUAGUAGUGUUUCCUUCUCUUGCCGUUUGUCUUACCCCUGAGCUGCUAUCCUGACUGCAUUUCACUCCAAUCAUGAGUAAACCGGUGACUCUGGCCACCUGCAUUGCCAAGAUGUACGAAGGUGCCAAGCUGGACAACUCUGGAACUGCAUCUGGGACACCAAAGAAGGCCAGUUCGACUCUUCUGGGCAGUCUGGGCCACAUCGAAGAGAAGAUAAACCUCCUGGAAGGAAGGGUUGAACAUAUCACAAAUACACAGAGUUUAGUGCUUCAGAAAUUAGAUUCAGUGUGUCAAGGAAUGGGUGCGUUGGAGAAAAACUUUGCACAAUUCAGACAAGAUCACGCUCUAGGACAAUCCUUAUUAAAACCUCCUCAUAGAGAUGCAGAACAAGGCGUGAGUGACUCAGCUGUGAUCGCUGAGGUCAAAUCCCUUUGUGGAGAAACGGUGGCACUGUUGAUGAGCCUGAAACAAGAAGGCCAGCUGCAGAGAAAGAAAAUUGAGGGGAUAGAAAGUUCAGUGUCCACCCUGGAUAAAGUGCUCGGUUACGUGGGCGAAGCUUUUCGCAGCUCAAAGAUAGUGGACUUCAUCCUCAGUGGCGUCGUACCUUGGAGGAAGCAAGGCCUUCUAGACACAACAGAGGAUGAGAAAAAUACAUCAGAUGAUGAUGCCAGAAAGGCCAAAAGCUCUCUCUGUCACACAGGAACUCAGGCUCCGGAAGAAAUUAAUGAGCAACCUGCAGUCCCACACAAGCAUCUUGAGCAUAAAGUCAAGUCUCCGGCUCUUGGUUCCGCUCCAGCUCUAACAGAGGAGGUUCCAGUUCCUAAAUCCCAGCGCAGGCCGAAGGAGGUGACCCUGAAGAGCAGAGAGCCUGGCCGAGUCCAGGCCUUCGCUCCUGAGAGCCCCAAUGAGUCUGAAGUGCCCGAAGUGAGUGAAGAUCAUAAAGUCUUGCCUGCAGAGACCGUCUCCGUGACAGAAGCUUCUCAGCUCGAGAGUAAAACCCCAGAAACCCACAGUGCCCCUGGGCGGACGGACGUUUCUGCAGCCGCUGUCCCGCUGACUGUGGACUCUUUAAUUAAAAAAGAGGAGCCCAAGCAGAAGAGAGCACGUGAGCAAAAAACUAGAGAAGUCCCUAAAGCCGAGCCAUGUCACGCCACAGAGCCGAAUCUGCCAAUCACAGAAAACUUGGAACAGAAGGAGACAGCUGCUCUGGAAACUCCACAGCUGAGAGAAGCUGAGUGCGAUCCAAAACCCCAACCACUCACCCGGAAAACUAACACCGAGACUGCAGAUGUGGUUCUGGAAAAGCCUAAAACACCCCAGAACAAAUCCGAGCCUUCAAAACACGUCGAAGCGGCAAGUUCUGCACCACAGACCGAGGAUAAUUCGAAAUCUGAAGGCCUGGAUUUACAGUUUCCUAUCAUUGAUGAUUGCCCCCCUCGACCUGCUCCGUUCGAGCACCGCAUCGUCAGCGCCAAGCAGGUUCCCAUCGGCUCCUAUUACACAGUGGAACCCAACGGGUUGCUCGGAGGGGGGCGUUUUGGCCAGGUUCAUAAGUGUGCUGAGCUCUCUUCAGGUCUCACUCUGGCUGCCAAGAUUAUAAAAGUGAAGGGGAUGAAAGAAAGGGAGGAGGUGAAGAAUGAGAUCGGGAUGAUGAACCAGCUAAAUCACGUAAACCUCAUUCAGCUGUAUGACGCAUUCGAGUCCAGGACCAAUCUCACUCUUAUAAUGGAAUACGUGGAGGGCGGGGAGCUGUUCGAACGCAUCGUGAACGAACAUUACCACCUGACGGAGCUGGACGCCAUCGUGUUCAUGCGGCAGAUCUGCGAGGGAGUGCAGUACCUCCAUCAGCAGUACAUCCUGCAUCUGGACCUGAAGCCUGAAAAUAUACUGUGUGUCAGCAGCACCAGCAACCAAAUCAAGAUCAUUGACUUUGGACUUGCUAGAAAAUAUCGACCCAGAGAGAAGCUGAAGGUCAACUUUGGGACUCCUGAGUUUUUGGCACCUGAAGUGGUGAAUUACGACUUUGUUUCGUUCCCUACAGACAUGUGGAGUGUCGGCGUCAUCACAUACAUGCUUUUAAGUGGUUUGUCACCGUUCCUGGGUGAAAACGACGCUGAGACGAUGAACAACAUCCUUCACGCUAACUGGGACUUUGAUGCUGAGGCGUUUGAGAACGUGUCUGAAGAAGCGAAAGACUUCAUCUCUAAAUUACUCAUCCCCGCAAAAUGCAGUCGACUGAGCGCCUCAGGCUGUAUGAAACACGGCUGGCUGAAUAAUCUGGAGGAAAAAGCGAAGCGACACCGAGUCCGUCUCAAAUCCCAGAUGAGACUACAGCGUUACCUAGCAGCUCAUCGACAGUGGAAGAAACACUUCUAUGCGGUGACGGCGGCCAACCGGCUCAAGAGGUUCCAGCAGCGCAGAUCCAUCAACACGCUGUGAUUCUUCCACAAAUACAGGACUGAGGAGGAAAAGAUGGACAUUCCUUUCUUCUUCAUGCUCGAAUCAGUUUCACUGAGCUUCGACUCCAGUGGGGUGAAGAUGUGUGUGAAGAUGACGGGGCAAUGAGCAUGGCACAGACCAGCACCAUGUGGAGACUUCUUUUUCUUUUCUUUUCUUUUCUUAUAGCUAGUCAAAGGAACAGCAGCUGAUUGAAAAAUGACAUCUUAUUGUAGUGAAUAUGUUUCAAUGCUCACUUUAUUUGUGUUGUUUGAUGUACUGUUUUAAACACAACCAGAAAUAAUUGCCACCGAUUUCUCUGCCAUGAGGGUAAAGUCGAUGCUGUACACAUCACACACUCACAUGGAAAACUAAUUCUCCCUUCUGUGAAGGUGUUUUUUUUUUUUUCUCGCCUCAGUCUGAUACUCAAAAUUAGCCUCUUUUACCUUGUGGUGGUUUAAAACUCAUUUCCCAGCUGAGAGUUUUUUUUUUUUUUCUUGCUUCUUGCCUCUUCUGAUACACUUGUUCAGUUAUGCAAUAAAAUCAUGUAGACACUUCUGGCACUUGGAGUUGCAGUGGGAAAUUUUUUCCUGAAGUAAAUUACCUCCCACACAGCAGAGGAAGCGAGCAGCCAAGGGAAGCGAACGUCAGCUUCCAAACCACAACUAAUAAACACGUUCCCAAAAGA
Molecule: messenger RNA, 3366 nt
Organism: Pangasianodon hypophthalmus (striped catfish)
Lineage: Eukaryota; Metazoa; Chordata; Actinopteri; Siluriformes; Pangasiidae
Gene: mylk3
Product: myosin light chain kinase 3
Exons: 13
Coding region: 315-2681 (788 amino acids)
Biological process (GO): intracellular signal transduction; positive regulation of apoptotic process; protein phosphorylation
Cellular component (GO): nucleus; cytoplasm
Molecular function (GO): protein serine/threonine kinase activity; ATP binding
Source: RefSeq, a predicted model, not a curated record